Molecule: messenger RNA, 6699 nt
Organism: Nezara viridula (southern green stink bug)
Lineage: Eukaryota; Metazoa; Arthropoda; Insecta; Hemiptera; Pentatomidae
Source: the annotation of a GenBank genome assembly
CUGAGGCAAUGACGUUGACUUAGUGAAGCCUUCAAUUUAUAGUGAAUGAAGCCCUUAUCAAUAAGUUUAUUCACUCCUAAUCAUGUCAUUACCAGGAGGGAAAAUGGCUUGCCCUGGAAAUGGGAUUUAUGUUAUUCAAGGAGAAAUGUCUGUUCUGCUUACUGCUAUGAAGAAAGUAAACAGAUGGUCUUCUCAUGUCCACCAGGAUGAUGAAAAUGAUAUUCUUAUCAGAAGCUUCACUGAUCUCAAAGACGUUUUAAAUCAGAUUGGUGAUCUUAGAGAAGUAGAGCCAAACCAUUUUCUUAGCCCCUUUCUGGAAGUAAUUAGAUCAGAAGAAACUACUGGACCUGUUACCAGUCUUGCUUUAUCCUCUGUCAACAAGUUUCUUUCUUAUGGAUUAAUAGAUUCGAAGUCGAAGACAAUUGCAGCUACUGUUGAAAACAUAGCAGAAGCAGUUACUAGGGCCAGGUUUGUUGGGACUGACCAAACCAAUGACUCAAUUGUUUUGUUAAAAAUUUUGCAGGUUCUUCGAACUUUGUUACUUUCUCCUGAAGGUUGUUGGCUUACCAAUGAAAGUGUUUUAGAAAUCUUGCUGAGUUGUUUUCGAAUGUGUUUUGAACCCCGUUUAAAUGAAUUGUUGAGGAGAUGUGCUGAGAAUUGUUUACGUGAUAUGGUUCAAUUGUUAUUUAGUCGACUUCCUAGUUUUACUGAGGAUAAUAGGAAAAUCCAGCAAAAACUCAAAAUGAAUACUAGUGCCCCUUUGGAUUCAGGUAAAGGGAAGAAAAAAACCAGCCGACCAUCCUCCAGAAAAGUUUCCAGGAAAAGUCAAGACAAAUCUCCAAGCCCUGUAUUUGGUUCAGAAGUUUCAAAUGCUCUGAAAGAAUGUGAUAUCCAGCAAUUGCCCUUACCUGAUGAGCCACCAAUUACAUCUCAUGAUAAAUUAGAACCCGAGAUUCUUACUGUGCCUACUGAGGAGUCGCUAGCUAAAAUUCCAUCUAAUGGUUCACUUGAAAUUAAUUCUGUUAAUAAUGUUUCCAAUGUGAAUAAUUUGGAGGAACAUCAAAAUGCCACUUCAUCAGCGAUUCUUGAUGAUGGUGUUAUUAUCAGUAUUGAAGAUUCAAGUUCCCAAAAUAGUGAAUCAACAGAACAACUGGCAACCAUUGGUAACUUGUCCGAAGUGAAGAGGCCAGAUGACUUAGAUGUGAAUCCUUCUGAAACUAAUUUCGCUUCUCCGUUGGAUUCGAAAGCGGAAGAAGAACCUUUGAUAAGUCCUACAACUCCUGAAAGCCCUGUAGAAGGACAAGAUUGGACAAACCAGCAAGGGGUUAGGUUUACCAAUACUGAAAGUGAUACAACAGCUCCUUCUGGUCCUUACGGACUGCUCAGUGCUCAUGAGCUCUUGAGGUUUUUGGCUUCUCUUUGCAAUCCUCUAGACAAGCAGAAUUCAGAUAGUAUGAUUCACAUCGGGCUCACUCUUAUCACUGUUGCUCUUGAAGUUGGGGCCGACAGCAUUGCGAAGUUUCCUUCACUUUUAUCAACUGUGAAAAAUGAUGUCUGCAGAAGCCUUUUAGCUUUGUUAAAUACUGAAAAACUUCCAAUUUUUGCAUCAGUGCUGCAAGUUUCUUUCCUUCUGUUUGAAUCUCUUCGAACACAUCUUAAAUUUCAACUGGAACGUUAUUUAUCAAGGCUGACUGAAAUAAUCAUUUCUGAUUCCUCAAAGAUUUCAUAUGAACACCGAGAAAUAGCACUAGAAUCUGUCGUACAUCUUUGGCGAAUACCUGGCUUAGUGACGGAGCUGUACCUUAAUUAUGACUGUGCUCUGUACUGUCCUAAUUUAUAUGAAGAACUAACCAAUCUUUUAUCUAAAAAUGCUUUUCCUGUUACUGGUGUUUACAACACCCAUUUACUGUCAUUGGAUGCUUUAUUGACUGUCAUAGACUCUAUAGAAAGUCACUGUAAUAGUAGAAUAUUAAAUGAAAGGCAAAAUCCAUCAAAAGAUGGAGAAAUUAAUAAAUUAGAGUUCCAUGAUUUUGCCAGCAAUUAUAUCCAUCGCACUGGCACCCGUCAAAAGUUGUCAUUGAAUAUCCCUAGUCACGAGCAAUUGAUGGCUGUGAAAAGAAAGAAAAAGCUCCUGGCUACUGGCACUGAACAUUUCAAUUCAAAACCUAAAAAAGGAAUCCAGUUUUUACAGGAACACAACCUGUUAUCGACACCUCUAGAUGCUGUUGAAGUUGUUGGGUUCCUGAGAGAAAAUCCUCAUCUCGAUAAGAAAAUGAUUGGGGAAUACAUCAGUAAUAGGGCCAACAUUGCUAUACUUGAUCAGUUUGUCAAGUCAUUUGACUUUACUGAGAUGCGCAUCGAUGAAGCAUUAAGGUUAUAUCUAGAAACGUUUAGGUUACCUGGAGAGUCUCCUCUAAUAUCUUUAGUGAUGGAACAUUUUGCUGAACAUUGGCAUAAAUGUAAUGGAGAGCCUUUCGCUAAUGCUGAUGCAGCAUUCACACUUGCCUACGCGAUUAUAAUGUUGAAUGUGGACCAACAUAAUCAUAAUGUUAAAAAACAAAAUACUCCUAUGUCAUCAGAUGCUUUUAAACGCAACUUGAAAAAUGUGAAUGGAGGGCAAGAUUUUGAAGAAGAAAUGCUUGAUGAAAUUUAUAUUGCAAUUAAGACUGAAGAAAUCGUAAUGCCUGCUGAGCAGACUGGUCUAGUUAAAGAAAACUACGAGUGGAAAGUAUUGCUCCGGCGAGGAACCGGACCAGAAGGUUGUUAUGUACAUGCUCCUAAUGGUUUGUUGGAUCACGAUCUGUUUUCUCUGAUUUGGAGCCCUACCAUUUCAGCUUUGUCCUAUUUGUUUGAUAAGACCAAUGAUCCAACUAUUUAUCAGAAAGCUAUAUCUGGGUUCAGGAAAUGCGCAAUGAUAUCAGCUCAUUAUGGAAUGAGUAAUGAUUUUGAUAAUCUGAUUGUGUCACUUUGCAAAUAUACUAUGCUUCAUUAUAGUGCCGAGAGUCCAGAAAAUCUUACUAUCUCCUUUGGAUCGAGCCCUAAGGCUAGACGUGCUGCUAAAACAGUUUUUGACCUUGCUCAUCGCCAUGGUGACAUAAUUAGGGAAAGUUGGAGAAAUAUUUUAGAUUGUAUCUUGCAACUGUAUAGGUGUAAACUAUUACCAAAGAUCCUCGUUGAGGCUGAAGAUUUUAUUGAAUUAAGCGGUAAGAUAUCUCUUAUACGUGAAGACAUACAACUCAGCCCUAAAACCGAAACUGGAAUCCUCAGCUCAUUAUAUUCUUACAUAGCUCUCGGAGCAGAAACGAAUACUCAAAAAGGACCAUCAGUUGAAGAUCAAGAAGCCAUUAAAGUUGCACAGAAUUGUAUAAGGGAGUGUCAUCUCGAGCAGCUUAUUACAGAAUCUAAAUUUCUGCGCAUUGAUUCCUUACAACAUUUUGUCAAGGCACUUGUCACUGCAUCUUAUGGACCUGAAGGCCACGUUUCUCUCGGUACUUCUUAUAGUGAGGAUACUGCUGUAUUUUUCUUGGAGCUCCUUUUGAAAGUCGUUAUUCAGAACAGAGAUCGCAUUUCUUCAAUUUGGUGUUCUGUGAAAGAGCACAUCUAUACCCUGCUUAUGGGCGCUGCUGCUUGUGAUCACCACUUCCUAGUUGAGAGGUCUGUCGUUGGUCUCCUCAGGCUUGCGAUUCGCUUGAUGCACAAAGAAGAAAUGGGACCUAUGGUAUUGCAAUCUCUUCGCAUGCUGCUCCUCCUUAAAAGUUCUACAUUGUCACGUGUUUCUCGUCAGGUUUCAUAUGGUACAUUUGAGCUUUUGAAGACAUCAGCAGCAAAUAUUCAUUCCGCUACCGAUUGGGCAAUAAUAUUUACCCUUCUGGAAUGUGUCGGAGCAGGUGCUCCUCCUCCGAAAGUCGUUUCGAAACCUGUCAGUUCUACUGAAUCAGCAGGCGCCCGCUCGGAAGGAGAAGUGCAGGUGGACAGCGGACUGGGUAAUGAAAGGGGUUAUACUUCUGAUUCAGAGCUAAGCAAAGCUGGUAGUGUUCCUUUAUCACCUAGUCUGAGUCCAGAGGCUCCUCUUAGCAACACUCCUACAGGCUGGAUUCUGGUGGGCCGAGAAGGUGAAAUACAACCGGUAAGCUGUGUGAGGAGAACAAUGUUGCCAGAAUUGUCUCGCUAUGAUCCCUUAUCGAUGGUGAAGUGUGUCGACAGUUUGUCGUUUCUAGUCAGGGAUGUUGUUCAUAUCACGCCAUACAAUUUUCAUGAUUGUAUUCGUUGCAUAAGGACAUUUGUUGAAGCAGCAGCUAAUACAGUUGAAAGGAAAAGCAGAAAAUCUGGGAGGGAUACAGCUAGGCAGGCUAAGAGGAAAAGUACAAAAAGGAGAGAAGAACGAGGACUCAGCCCCACAGGAAGUGCCUAUGAUGCAGAUGAAAGUGAUCCUGAGGAUUCGCCUGGUUAUCAGCAAGUUUGUAUUCAGCUUUUGGAACUGAUGCAUACCCUUCACACAAGGACAGCUCAGAUCUUUCGAUGGUGGGCUGAAGAGACAGGACAGAAAGAAGUGGCCAACCCCUCUUACUGGACUCCAGGUUGGUGCCCUCUUCUCCAAGGCAUAUCCAGGCUUUGCUCACACCCUAAUAGAGCUGUUCGGAUGUCAGCAAUAACCUAUCUGCAAAGAGCGCUUCUCAUGCAAGAUUUACAGUCCCUCUCCGGAGAGGAAUGGGAAGAAUGUUUUACUCAAGUGCUCUUUCCACUCCUGUCCACUCUAUUAUCUGUUAAUAUUCCAGCGAUUGAAGAAACAAGGAUAAGGGCAGCCACUGUACUAUCCAAGGUGUUCCUGCAUCACUUGUCUCCUCUGCAAACCCUUCCUAGUUUUGCACAGCUAUGGCUGACUAUACUUGAUUAUAUGGAUAAGUAUAUGCACGCAGACAACAGUGACCUACUUUAUGAGGCUAUUCCUGAAUCAUUAAAAAACCUCUUGCUUGUAAUGGACUCGGCUGGUGUUUUCAAUGGAUUAGACGGGCGCAAUGAGAUUUGGGUCGUAACUUGGGAUCGAAUUAGCUCAUUCCUUCCCAACCUUCAGGCAGACCUAUUUAAAGAUCAUCUACCAGUUGUAGAUGCUAGUUCACUUGAAACAAAAGAAGCUUUAGAAACAUCUAAAAGUGAAACAGAAGUCGUUCAAACCGAGCAACCAACAUUGCAAAGGCCUCCAGGCUCUCAACAGUCAUCUCCUCUACCUCCGUUAAUGCCUAAACCUGGAGAAGCUGUUGAAAUAUCUGGACCUACGACUAACAAUAAUGUUGGUUCACAGAAUUGGCAACCUCCUGCUCCUGUCUACCCUCAUCUUGAGCAGAUGGUUUCAACUCCUAUCGGCCCAGCAAGUCAUCUCCCAGUUUACUCUGGAUUUGCGAGUAUGCCACAUCAACCCCCUCCCCCGUCGGCCCAAUUUUUCUAUCAGGACAUGUCUUCUUCAAGCCCGCCUAAUAUGAUCCAAAGUUCUGAGCAACCUGCAGCUGGAAGUUCUUUACUUUUAGCAUCAGCGGGAAUGGAACCCCCAAAGCUUCCCGUGAUAUCUCCUCCGACUUCUUCAUGAGUUCUAUCUAAAAAAGAAUUUGUGAAUAUUUUAAAUAAUAAUUGUUGAUCAAUUUUGUAAAACUUACAUGUGUUCCAUUCAGUACAAAAUGUAUUAUUUUUGUGCCUGAUGCUUUUCGUCUGCGUGUAUGUCUAACUCAUUCAAUAAUUGUAUUUUUUUAAUAUUUAAAAUUCGUCAUUUAUAAAUUAUUUUUAAUAUCACUGUUACUGAUUGCUCAUAUGUUGAAAUAACAAAUUGUGGAUUUCAUUCUAUAAUGAUUGUAUUAACUUGUUUAAUGCCUUAUGUUCAUUUGGACUGCUUAUAGCCAUUAAGUAUUUAAAAUUUUUAUUUAAUUUUACCUCAUAUUAUUUUAUUUGUCUUUAUAAAAUUUACCUUUUUAGACGUAGGUAAGUUUGAUGAAGAUGUAGAUAUGUAGUUAAAUAGCUAUGAAGUUGAUAUAUUUUAAUGUUAGUUGUUUUAUAUGUUACUGUUUAUAGUUUGUUAUAUACUUUCCUAGGCUUAAAAUAUAAAGCCUAGUUUGUUGAUUAUUGUUAUUCUAUAUUAAUAUUUUCUUCAUUGUUAGGUGGUACAAAUAUGAAUUACCUUCAAAAUGGGCUACGAUGUCUCUCAUUUGUUAUUCUUGCAAAUAACUGUGUUGACUAUCAAUUAAAAUUUUCUAAAAUUAAAAUUAUAUUGUAAUUAAAUUCAUUAAGAGUUACAUUAUUUUUAAAUUAAAGGUAUUUAUAGUAGUAGCACAUUCCUAUUAUAGUAAAUAUCUAUGUAUAUAAUGAAAAAUUAUUUAUUGAAAGAGUCAUUCAGUUGGGUCGAACUUUGUAAUUUAUUUUAAGUAUUAAAUUUAAAUACUUGUAGAUAAUUUCUUUAUAAGUGAAUGUUUGUUUUAUUUUUUAUAUAUUUGUUAAUAGUGGUCGAAUCAUUAUGUAGGUAUUCUGUACUGAAAUUCUUUCUCAACUUAUCAAUGCAGUUAUAUUAAUAAUAAUAUCUUCUAAAUGGCAUGUAAUCAGUAUUGAGUAAUUACUGACUGUAAAUAAAUUCUUCUUUAUUAUCACAUUAGUUGUUUUACUCUAUGUAAAGUAGACGAGCACCUACAAAAAUGUAUAAUCAAAUGAAUAAUAUAUAUU